Molecule: messenger RNA, 2270 nt
Organism: Priapulus caudatus
Lineage: Eukaryota; Metazoa; Priapulida; Priapulimorpha; Priapulimorphida; Priapulidae
Product: angio-associated migratory cell protein-like
Exons: 11
Coding region: 106-1389 (427 amino acids)
Molecular function (GO): protein binding
Source: RefSeq, a predicted model, not a curated record
ACAUGUGUUUUCCUGUGAUCGCAGUGUUGGAGCGUGGCGGAGUAAUGUAGACUUAAUUUUUAUUUCACAGAAUAGAGGUGGUCAAACAGUAACAGCUUAAAUGUAAUGAAGAUGGAUCAAAAGCAUCCUGACCAAGAGGACAAGGUGGACGUGGACCAGCAGGAAGAUGUCAUCUACAGUCCAGAUGAUGUUAUUGAAGUGAUCGACCUUGAUGAUGGAUCAAACGCAGAUGUUCUCUCAAGCGAAAUGGCUGAUGUCGACAUUGAAGAGAGCUAUGAUGCCGAUAUUGAUGAUGUAGAUGGCGCCAUGGGUGGUGAUGAUGAGGAAUCCAUGGAAGACCUAACAGACGACAGUGAUUUGGUCCUUAGAAAACAUCAGAGCAAUGUAUUUUCUGUGAGUAUUGAUCCAGCCACUGGUACCUUGGGAGUCACUGGUGGUGAAGAUGACAAAGCCUACCUUUGGAAUUUAGUUGAAGGAACUGUAAUGUUUGAGUGUACAGGCCACAAAGACUCAGUAACCUGUGUUGGCUUUAAUCAUGACUCAACCAUGGUUGCAACUGGUGACAUGUCUGGUCUGAUUAAUGUUUGGCGAGUUCAAGAUGGGUCUAGCAUUUGGUCAUUCGAAGCAUCAGAUCUGGAAUGGAUGGAGUGGCACCAUAGUGCACCAGUGCUGCUUGCAGGAACAAGUGAUGGUAUGACCUGGAUGUGGAAGGUGCCAAGCGGUGAACUAAAGACCUUCCAGGGCCCCAGCUGCCAAGCUACCUGUGGCCAGUGGUUGCCUGAUGGAAAACGAGCAUGUGUUGGAUACGAUGAUGGAGUAGUGAAGAUUUGGGACUUGAAGACUGGUGCCGGACAGUUUACCCUGUCAGAUGGUGAUGCACACAAGAGCUCUGUGACAUGUUUAGACUGUCACCACGACAACACCCUGAUUGCUACUGGCUCAACGGAUGUAACCUGCAGGUUAAUAAACAGCCACAAUGGUAAGGUACUCGGUAUCAUUGACGCUGGAGACCAACAGCAGGAAGGCGCAAAUGCCGAGGACUCGAUCGAAUCCGUCGCAUUCUCUCCGAGUCUUCAGCUUUUGGCAACAGGCAGCCUAAAUGGAAUGCUUGGAAUAUGGGAUGUUCCAACCCAAGUGCUACGACAUAACUGCAAACAGACAGGGAUUGUGAAACUGAAAUGGGAUCCAACUGGGCCACUUGUUUACACUGUUAGUCUUGAUGGCUUGAUUCGAUUAUGGGAUGGAAGGAGCGGAAACCUGGCAUCGCACUGGUCUGGACACCAUGCUGAAAUAUUGGAUUUUGACGUUAGCCGAGAUGGCAGCACUUUAGUCACGGCAUCUGGGGAUGGCUCCACCCGUGUCUUCCACAUGCACCGGCCUGACAGAUAAUAACUACAGCUUCUAGCAAUCACCUUGAUGGCCAAAUCUCAUUUGGCUUUAUAGAAGGUGGUGCUUGGACUGAUACAUUCACAUAGACAUAUAAUAUAUUAGCUUUUCCUUAAGAAUCUGACAGUGGAUAAAGUGGAGGCAGGCUGUCUCAGAGAUCCUUGUUGUGUAUAAUUGCCAUUGUGUUUUAGAAGUAGCAUUUGCACACGUUGUGUUUGGCAUUGAAAACACUAUACUGCUGAAACACUUCAGAUUAAACGUUGAACCAGUUCUACUCAAUAAGUUUUUUGAUGUCAUAAAUGAUUACUCAUAAUUUUAAUGAUUCAAACAUAUUGCAUUGUUGAAUUUGCAUGGGGCAGUAUGUUAUUUCAGUUACCACUCAAAUUUCUUUCCUAUACAUUAGGAAUAUCAGUAUCACGAUGUCCUUAUCUUUGUAAGUCUCUCUAAAUGCGCUGGUUUGGCACCCAGGUUGUGUGGCCAGAAAUGUUGAUGAAUAAUGGGAUAAAAUAAACUGCUCAUUGCUUGUUGCUGAAACCCUUUAGUGUGAAAGGUGCCAUCGUUUCACUAACAAACGCAAUGUCAUUUGAAAGGCGAAUGUUACUAAGGAGUGUAAUUUCCAUAAGGUGAGCAUUUGAUGCAAAACUCGUUGAGCUAAUGAAUGGAAUAAGCCUGCUGGCCAGUGCAAAAGCUCUGUUUUUGUAUGAAUGUCUCCACGUAAUAUUAAACUUGCCAGCUAACGCCUCGCAUCUAAACGAUUUGAUGGUUGAUAUAUAAUAUCCCUCGCCGAGCCCUGCAUGUGUACAAUACUGGUUGCCUGUUAUUGUUGGUAUAUUUGAAUAAAUGAAGUGAAUUCUAUAUUGCAGUGAAAAUACAAACAAGUAUAA